Molecule: messenger RNA, 1266 nt
Organism: Heterostelium album PN500
Lineage: Eukaryota; Evosea; Eumycetozoa; Acytosteliales; Acytosteliaceae
Product: sphingomyelin phosphodiesterase
Exons: 1
Coding region: 1-1266 (421 amino acids)
Cellular component (GO): cytoplasm; extracellular region
Molecular function (GO): sphingomyelin phosphodiesterase activity
Source: RefSeq, a predicted model, not a curated record
AUGGUGUCUCAAGAUGUUUUAAUGAAUUUACACAUAAAAUUGUUAACAUAUAAUGUAUUUAUUAGACCACCAGGAAUUAGAAAUAAUUUCAAUGAUUACAAAGAUGAAAGAUUGGAAUGUAUGAUUUCAACAGACUUGGGUGCAGAGAAAUUAAUAAAAUCAUUCACAUCGCAAUCUGGUGUUCCCUAUUCACUCUAUACCGUAGAUAAAGACAGAUUUCCAACGAUACCUUAUUUAUCACCUUGGAGAUCUCCACGUCCACCGAAACUGUUAUCGCCGGUGUCGGAACGCAAGUUAAAGGAGCAGCAUCAAAGGUACGCCAAGUUAGACACCUCAAUUCUUGGUCAGUACGAUAUCAUUUGUUUCCAAGAGUUGUUUUCUGCAUUCUCCUACAGACAGAGACGAUUUUUAGAGCGAGCUACCGCACAGGGAUUCAAAUAUCAUGCAACUUCACCUCUACCCUCCUAUUUAAAGUCGACAUUCUUGGUGGAUGGUGGUGUAGCGAUCAUCUCAAAGUAUCCAAUAGUUAAACAAGAGUAUCUUUUAUAUCAGCAGGGUGUUGACAGUGAUAUGUUGGCUGCAAAGGGUGCCAUCUAUGCAAAGAUUGAAAUCGAGAAGAACAAACAUUAUAUUCAUUUAUUCUCAACUCAUCUACAGGCAUCGUAUGUGCAUCCAAAUUCAACCACAGAGAGUACAGACAAUGUUAAGAAUGAUUCGGUGAGAACCAAGCAGUUAAACCAAUUACGCGAAUUCAUGCAUCUCAUGACAUCCAACGAUCAAUAUCCAAUUAUAUUGGCUGGAGACCUGAAUGUCGACUCUAGAGUAUCCAAGACAUCGCAUGACUCUGGAUCUGACACCAAAGAGUACUUGGAAAUGAUCGAUUUAAUCUCAAACAAGAAUCAUCUAGAUGGCCAGGUACAGUUGUUUGAAAUGUUAGAUCUUCUAAAGAAUGACACUGGAUUGCAUCCACCAACCGUUGGUGAUGCUACUGAUGUCAAUGGUGUAUUAUCGGCAAAAGAGACUGCCCUAACAAAUAAGAACGACUAUUGUUGUAUGAAGAGUCUAGAUUACAUAUUUCUAGUCAAUCGUAUUCAACCAUCUCACCUCUCCGUGGACAACGCAGAUUCCAACCAAAAAAAUCAUAAUAAUAAUAACAAUAUAUUGGUUCCAGGUACUACAAAGGUCGAACCAUUUUUCAUUGAAGGUUUUCCAUUUUCACAACUCAGCGAUCACUAUGGUGUAUCAACUGAAUUAAAAUUUGUUUAA